AUGUUUCACCGUCAUCCUUCCUUCUCCAUCCUUCUCUCCGCCGUCUUGCUCUCACAUCUCCACUCCACCCAAGCCGCGGAUUUCUGCGUGGCCGAUCUGACCAGCCGGAUGACCACAACCGGCUACACGUGCAAGAACCCCACCAACGUCACCGCCGACGACUUCGUGUUCACCACCCUGGUCCGCGGCGGCAACACCACCAACAUCAACAAGGCCGUGGCCGUCCCGGGAUUCGUCCAGCAGUUCCCGGGCCUGAACGGGCUGGGCCUGGCUGUAGCCCGGGCCGACAUCGAGCCCGGUGGCGCGAUCCCGCUCCACACCCACCCGGCAGCCUCGGAGAUGAUCUACGUGGCGGAAGGUUCGGUCACGGCCGGGUUCAUCUCCGGGGCGCCGUCCAACGUGGUGUAUGUCAAGAAGCUGAACAAGGGGGAAGUGAUGGUUUUCCCGCGGGGGCUUUUCCACUUCCAGGCGAACACGGGGGAGGAACACGCCACGGUGAUAGCGAGCUUUAGCAACUCGGACCCCGGGGUUCAGGUGGUGAGCUCGGCGCUUUUUGGCAACGACUUCUCGUCGUUUUUGGUGGAGAAGACGACGAAUAUUGAUGAAGCUGAGGUGAAGAAGCUCAAAGCUCUUCUUGGUGGUUCUGGCUAG
Linum tenue is the source of this 651-nucleotide messenger RNA. The record is from the annotation of a GenBank genome assembly. NCBI's taxonomy places the organism in Eukaryota, Viridiplantae, Streptophyta, Magnoliopsida, Malpighiales, Linaceae.